Neocloeon triangulifer is the source of this 5383-nucleotide messenger RNA. Its product is annotated as ankyrin repeat and BTB/POZ domain-containing protein 2. Gene Ontology annotation, molecular function: protein heterodimerization activity. The coding region runs from base 6 to 4862 and encodes 1618 amino acids. The transcript is spliced from 19 exons. NCBI's taxonomy places the organism in Eukaryota, Metazoa, Arthropoda, Insecta, Ephemeroptera, Baetidae. The record is from RefSeq and is a predicted model, not a curated record.
GCCAAAUGGUGAAGAAGAAAGGCGGCGCGUCCGACGACGCAACCGACGAGUUCGUCCUCUGGGCCCCGAACCGAGGCCCUAGCAAGCCCAACCGCGUCCGGCCCAUGUGGGCCACCACGGGACACCGCCAACGAAGGCUUUGGACGGGCAUGAAACAUUUCAACGCCAGUUUUUGGACGGGCGACGAUCGGUUUUCCGAGAGCCAUGUGAUCACUGGCAGCGAAUGGCUGUCGCAGCAGCAGCACCACGCACAUUCAUCAGUAAAAUGUGACCUAAACAACAAUGAUUAUCGGAAACAAGCGAAACGAAGCCCAUCUCCUCCUAAUACAUCCAAAGCAAUUUCCCUUGCGGAUCAGCCAAACGAAGCAAAAAAAGAUGAAGUCGAGCCAUCGAUUGUUGGAAAGGAAGAAAAGGAAGAGGAAAACAAAGAGCAGAAACGAUUGAUGCAGACGAUGACCAUCAGCAGAAGAGUGCACGAAGCGUUUCAGUUCAAACUGAAGGACGUUUACAAACGAGGGGUUGGGGACGCCGACGAAAACUGCAUCAGGCCCGGUGACUUUGCACGCACUGUGGUGCCCAACAACUGCGAGCCUCCGCGUCUUUCUUUGGUGCCGUCACCGCCCGGAGCCCCGGGGGCCCCAGGAGUGCCCCGAGGCCCGGUGGACCCCCAGGCCGUGCCGGUGCUCAAGACUCGCGUCUCGCCCGCUUCCAGGGUGGAGACGGCCGGACCUCAGGGGCCGCCUGCCAAGUACACGCCCACCAGGGACCUCGGCGGACAGAAUGUGGUGCGCGGCGGAGCAAGUCUUUCAGUAGCCCGAGCGAUGCCUCAACAUUCAAACGGUCCGUCGACCCCUUCGCCCUUGGCCACCGCCCCCGCGCCGGCCGCCCUCCUCAGGACGGUGAGCAAAGACCGUCUGGCCUCUGCGCAGUCUGGCUGGACCGAGUACUCGGCGACGAGCACCACCACCGUCGCCGUCCUCCCCCAAAGACCCUCCCCCGCCUCCAAUGGGGUUGCUGUCUACAAAGCCUCAAGCAGAGAAGUUGCUCCAGUGCCCAGACAGUCUCCUUUAAGGGCCACUCCCUCCCGACCUACCGGGACACCACCUACCCUGGGCAAAAGCACUCCUCCGUUGACGGAAUGGUCACCGGACAGCAACUCGUCUUCUUCAACCACGACCCCUGGAAGCGCCGGUUUGAAUAAACUGGAGCUCUGCCAGUUUUACAAUGUUCAGCAGUUCCCCGAAAGGGACAUUCCACAUGAAAAGCAGGUGCUUCAACCUAAGCAGCACAACCCGCCAGCAGUCGAAAAAAUCAUAAGAGCUGCUGAAAAUGAACUUGAGGCAAACGAGAGCAAAGGCAGCCCAACCAUUCCAGAGUCCCCCGAGAAGAGCAACCCCAUGAGCCAGCAACCACAUGCAACAGCCGAAGACAACUCGCAGUGCCCAGGGUCCAGGUUAAAAAGACCAGCCGCCAAAAUGAAGUCCAGGAGAAGAAACAUUCUCAGCUUCCCUCAUCACUUGAGUGUUGACGAACUCAGACUCCUGCAGAGACGGCAAGAUUCUUGUGGAGGAUCUUCAAGUGAUGAAAAUCGCUCCUCAGGACACGCCAGCAUGUCAGACGGACACACUAGUUCUUCACCGCCGGCAGAUUCGCUGGGCAGGAAACAUAACCAUUACAAGUCACCCCUUGGUGCUGUUCCUGAAGAUGAAAGAUUGUCAGCCAGCGUGAUGCUCCUGCAGAAAGAGCAGGCGUCGCGUCCGUCAAACACCCACGCAGCCAGCAACUCCAGGAAAGGCGCCGUCAUUCAGCAAACGUCCCGGUCGCGCCACCGUGCCACCCCUGCAAAACUGGAGUCUGGGGGUGGUUUAGAGGAUAUCCGGCUGGCCAUUGAGCAACUCACCCUGCGGUCGCACGGCUCCAGGGCCUCGUACAGCACCUCCACCUACUCAAGCAUGAGCGGCAGUGAGAGCGAACCCGUCCGAAGACUCAUCAGACACUCCAGCCUCGAGACCAUCAACACCAACGGCACGGCGGCUGACGAGUUUGUCUGGGUGGAUUCUCACAACAGACUGGUUGAGCUCCAGCAUCUGCCAUGGACAAACCACGACGUUCUGCGCGUGAUCCAGCAAGGUCGCGCCAAGGACCACCUGGAGAGAGUCUCAAUGGAAACGGUGCCUCGCCUGGCGUAUCUUCUGCAAAGGGCCCUCGUCCGGAUAGCACGCGAAGCCCAACGGCUGGCCAAACCCCUGGGCAUGUGCAGCAAACACGAAGUGGCAAGUGCCCUCAAGAUCGUCCUGUCGCCCGCCCUGGCCGACAGUUGCACCAAGUCCUGCCUUAGGGCGGCCGCCAUGUUUGCAGUGUCCGGUGACCAACUCAAGCAGAGCAAGUCGGCGCGCGCCGGCCUCCAGCUCAGCGUCGGCCGCUUCCACAGGUGGAUGAGUGACGUCCGGCUUGGAAAAUUCAUUCACGAAUAUGCUGCUGUUUACUUGGCUGCUGGAAUGGAAAACUUGCUGGAAGAGGUGAUUUUGCAGUGUCUUCCUGACGACAGUUCACUUCUCACUGCACCCAUAUUUGAACACGCCAUUGCCACAAAUGGUGAUCUCUGGGGGCUUCUGCAACCCUACGCUCAUCUGAAUGCAGGACGAACUGCCACAGGCGCCCUUUCCAUGCCACGCUGGCCGAGUGCUGUUAGUUUGAGUUCGACGGACGAAGGCGCCUCUUCGUGCAGCCUCCAGUCGGUCACGCACGGCCUAGGCGCUGGCGCUGGUGGCAAGACUUUGGAACAGUGUCUGCUGACCACGUGUGUGGGGUCGGCGGCCGAGCUGUCUGAACUUCUGGCCAGGGUGUCGCAACACGUGACCCGGUCGCAGGGUCGCGCGCCGCCCCACUGGGCCGCCUCUGCCCUGCACGCCCUCUUCUAUUUCAUGCGCUGCUCGCAGCUCGAACACGCCGAGCAUGCCGAGGGCGGCGGACCUGUGCAGGAAUUGGUCUAUGAGCGACCCUACGCCGUCUUGCCACCACUCACUGAGUGGGCAAGGGCGGCGGCAGCGCACGCAGAACACCGAAGGGCGCCGGCCAUCGACAGGGACGACGUUCUCCAAGCUGCCAGGCUGCUGCUGCCCGGCGUUGACUGUCCUGUCAGACUGGUUUGCCAAGAGGAAGUUUUGUGUCCGAAAAGACCGACCGGCGACGAGGGUGCUUGCGUCCGCCGGUUCAAAACGGACCUCGCCUUCAAGAUGUUGAGCUGCGGCCGCACCGACCUGAUUCCUCACGCGCUCCAGCUGCUGCCCUCCGCCAAGAUCAACACAGUCAACGAGCAGGGCCUGACGCCUCUGAUGGCCGCCUGCGUGCACGGCGACGAAGCGUCCGUUCGUCUGCUCUUGGAAGCCGGCGCGGACGUGGACACCGAGUCCCCCGGCUCUCGACAGGGUGGAGCGACAGAUGAGACGCAGCAUUGGACGGCGCUGACCUACGCCGCCCUGCAGGGCCACUCUGGGGUUGCGCGUCUGCUCCUUGAAAGGGGGGCCAACGUUGAGGGAGGCGCGCGUCUCUCGGAGGACCGGUGCACCGAGACGCCUCUCCAGGUGGCCGUGGCCGUCGGCAGCCAGGACAUGGUGACCCUGCUGCUUUCACACGGCGCCAACCCUUUCCUCUCCACGCUUAUAAAAGACUCACUCUGCUACUCCGGCGCCGCACAAAGAGGUUGCUUCAGUGCGAUUUCUGUGGCCGCUGCUCACGGUCAAAGGGCAACUAUGCACCACUUGCUCGCACACCACCCUGUCGCCGCCCCAAAAGAAGUUUUGUCACUUGAGGAAAUUUUGGCAGAAGGAGAAACAGGUGCUGCUACGUCAGAGCGUAGGAACAGCAAUGCUGCAAUUCUCAAUGAGGAAACCAACCUGAAAUUCAGCAAGAGCCAAAUCAAGGCCCUUCAAGAGGCAAUGUACCACAGCGCUGAAAAUAACCACCUUGAGUUAACCCUUGACCUUCGUCAUAUUGGGGUUCCCUGGACCCUUCACUGCUGGAUGUUGGCCCUGAGCGGCGCGCACGAGCUCCGACUUGAGAGCGUUAUUGACCAACUUUUGCAGGAUUUUCUGCAAGUGUGGCCUGAUGAUUACUCGGAGCAAUUUGUAGACGAGUGCCUGCCCCUGCUUUUUACAAUUUUUCGGUACAGCAAGAAGGAGGGCACAACUUUGCUGCUAGCAGAUAUCUUUUCCACGUGCUACGGCUGGGAGAACGUGAAAGAAAUUCGCGAGCAGGCCAUGAUGUCGCCCGGCAGCGCUCGGAUUGACCCGCAGUUUGUCAACAACGAGGAGUUGAGCGACGUCAGGUUUCGUGUAGAGGGCCGGCUUUUCUUUGCUCACAAAAUCGUGCUGGUCACUGCCAGUCCCAGGUUUAAGUCCAUGCUCAGCUCAAAGUUCUGUGAAGGAAGUCCUCCGGUUGUGCAGAUCAACGACAUCAGAUACAACAUCUUCCAAAUGGUGAUGCAGUAUCUGUAUAAUGGAGGUGUUGACUCUCUGGAAGUGGAUCAAACUGAUGUCUUGGAGCUGAUGGCUGCUGCCAAUUUCUUCCAACUGGAUGGACUUUUACGUUUUUGUGAAGCUCAGUGCGCCUCCCUUGUCGACUUGGAUAACAUUGUGUCCAUGUAUAUCCACGCAAAGGUUUAUGGUGCUGGACAGUUGCUGGAAUUCUGCCAGGGCUUCCUUUUGCAAAAUAUGGUUGCUCUCCUGACCUACGACGACUCGGUCAAGCGCCUUCUUUUUGGCAAGAAGUUGCACAACCAUGACGUCCUGGCUGGUCUGCUUCUAACCUUGCAGGCCAGAAUACGAGGACGAAGUGGGCGGAUUACCAAGAUGAUCAAAUGAGUUUUCCUUCCGCCUUGCAUUGUUUAAGUGAACCAACUACCUCUGACAUAAAUAGUAUACUUGACUCCGCAAUCUCAAAUAAUUAUGUAUAUCUUUUGAGCAUCCAUUCCAGUGACUUGGAACUACAACUUCGCUCAAUGUACAUCUCCAGAUAUGAUUUCAUUGUUUUAUAAAGAGUUUUUGAUAAUAUUUUAUCAAUUUGUAUUCUUGUACUUGUUAUUAGUUUUUGUAAAUGGGUUGCAAAUGAAUUUUGUAUCAUUUUUAAAACAGGUUUCAAGGGGGUGCUGAAUUAAACUAAGCUUAUACUUUCUACUUCAACUGAAAACAAAUGUGUUUUACUGUGCUAAACAAAUCUCGCAAAUCUCGACACGAGAAAUAAUUCACAGUGUAUUAUAUUGCUUUUUUAAUGAAUAUUAUCUUUGUAUUUUUAUGAAGUUAUUAAUUCUCUAAGCAUUUCUAAUAAUCCUCCUCUUUAUUUAUUGUGCCAAUUUUCUAAUAAAAUAAUCUUUAAAUAUCUAAAA